Messenger RNA from Akanthomyces muscarius, 1209 nucleotides. RefSeq lists its product as uncharacterized. Gene Ontology annotation, molecular function: RNA polymerase II cis-regulatory region sequence-specific DNA binding; DNA-binding transcription factor activity, RNA polymerase II-specific; zinc ion binding. Bases 1 to 1209 code for a protein of 402 amino acids. Gene Ontology annotation, biological process: positive regulation of transcription by RNA polymerase II; negative regulation of transcription by RNA polymerase II. The record is from RefSeq and is a predicted model, not a curated record. Lineage: Eukaryota; Fungi; Ascomycota; Sordariomycetes; Hypocreales; Cordycipitaceae. The transcript is spliced from 4 exons.
AUGGAGGCUGAUGCGCAAACCUUCCCAGCGACUGCGGCAGACGGUGUAUCGCGACCCAGCUCGACGUCUACUCCAGAGUCAACAUCCUUAGCUCAGCAGACCUUUUCCAACAUCGCGUCGCUGGCCACAAGCCAUGCCAACGGCACUGCGGCAUCUUCCCCAGUAUCAAGAGAUACUUCAAUGCCCCAGCCUCCGCCGGCCAUGCACAUGGAGGGCUCUCCCGCCGCUACUAGUGGCGGACCGGGAGGUAUGCCUACGUGCCAAAACUGCGGCACCUCACGUACGCCUUUAUGGCGUCGCGACGAGUUUGGCUCUGUCCUAUGCAACGCAUGUGGUCUCUUUCUCAAGCUACAUGGCCGCCCGCGCCCUGCCUCUUUGAAGACAGAUGUUAUUAAGAGCCGUAAUCGCGUAAAGACUAUGCGCCCUGAUUUGGUAUCAAAGAAAAAGCAUCAAGCCCAAGGCUUCGGAAUGGUUGGCGAUGCGAAUGGUGCUGAGCAUGCCGCAGCCCAAGCCGCCGAGGCUAUGCGCCGCUCCAAGGCCAACGGAACCGACGGACUCGACUCAGCGCUUUCGCGUAAUGGCACCCCCUCGAUGUACAACAACUCCCUAUCGUCGUUCAUGGUGGAUGAUGCGACAUACCAGCAGGCUGUUUCUGGUUACAACGGUGACGCUCACAAUGGGUCGCCGCUGAGCGGAGACCGUGGUUCUGACGGACCUCAAACGCAAGAGCAACUCAUUGCGCACAAUUCAAGCCUCAAGACCCGUGUCAGCGAGCUGGAAGUGAUCAACGAGCUCUUCCGCGGCCGACUAAGCCAGCUGGAACAACAAGAGGCUGCCGCCAGACAUGGACAAGAGCUGGCCGGAGCUGAGCAGAGCCAACUGCGCACGCUACUGGAAAACACUCAAUUUAGCGAAGGGCAGCUUCGCGACCAGUUGGAAGACAGUCAUAGACGCGAAAACAACUUGAAGCGUCGCUUAGACGAAAUGGAGCUGGAGCUCAAGGCCGCCAAGGAAGCAGCUGGCGAAGAGGCAGAGCGUCCAACUAAGAAGUCUCGCGUGGAAUCAGCCGCUGCAGAACCUACAAGUGACGCUACGGAGGAAUUUAUCCCCGAAAAUGCUGAAGAGCCUACCACAGAGGCUCUCGGGGAGACAACCGAGGAGCAUGCGCCCGCGCCUGGGGCUGUUGAGGCUCUCGAGGCUUCCGCAUGA